Messenger RNA from Mesorhabditis belari, 672 nucleotides. Lineage: Eukaryota; Metazoa; Nematoda; Chromadorea; Rhabditida; Rhabditidae. The record is from the annotation of a GenBank genome assembly.
AUGGGUCCUCAUCUUCUCAGCAAUGCCAAUAAAGCUACUCGUGUCACUAUGGCGGGUAUUCUUCUUCGUUUGGCAAAAAAUACUGGGUUUUACGAUGAAAUCCUUACUUGCGAUGAAAAAUGGAUUCAAUAUGAUAAUUCUACACGAAAACGGCAAAGGCUAGAACCUGGUGUGGAGCCAAUACCAACACCAAAACCCGACUUCCUUGACAAGAAAGUAAUGCCUACUGUCUGGUGGAAUUCCCAAGGCAUUGGGUAUUUUGAGCUGCUUAAACCUGGGCAAACAAUCACGGGUGAAACGUAUGCACAACAAUUGGAACGAGUGAACAAUGUAUUGCUACAAAAAGGCCUUGAUCCUUCAAACAUAAAGUUCAUUCAAGAUAACGCCCGUCCACACGUUGCAAAGAUUGUUCAGGAAAAACUCGAAGAGUUGGGCUGGGAAACUCUCCCGCAUCCGCCAUAUUCUCCGGAUAUUUCUCCUUCGGAUUACCAUUUAUUUCGCUCAAUGCGAAGCCACUUGGCCGGAAACAAGUUCAAAGAAGUUCAAGAGGUCGAAAAAUGGAUAGCCGACUUCUUUGCCUCAAAACAAGCCAAUUUUUACGCGGAGGGAAUUCAUUCUUUGCAUGGAAGAUGGAAACAAAUAAUGUUAACAAAUGGUGAAUAUAUUGUUGAU